Molecule: messenger RNA, 1899 nt
Organism: Daldinia caldariorum
Lineage: Eukaryota; Fungi; Ascomycota; Sordariomycetes; Xylariales; Hypoxylaceae
Product: centromere kinetochore component CENP-T-domain-containing protein
Exons: 3
Coding region: 307-1812 (501 amino acids)
Biological process (GO): resolution of meiotic recombination intermediates; replication fork processing
Cellular component (GO): Fanconi anaemia nuclear complex; FANCM-MHF complex
Molecular function (GO): protein heterodimerization activity; chromatin binding
Source: RefSeq, a predicted model, not a curated record
GCAUAUUGUAUCGUUGAACAAUUCACGACGCGUCUAAAACUCGUAACCGCGUCUUGUAAUUACAUUACCACCCACACGUCAUUUUUUGCUAACCUACUUAGAUCACUCACACAUGCUGAAGUGUUCGUGAUUACGAGAUAUCCUGUCGGCGGCUAAUUCAUUGGAAUUGGAUAAGAAGCAGAAAAGAGCAGAAACUCGGAUCUCAUUGUCAUGAACUAAACGGCGAAGUUUUAGCUUGCCAUUGAUAUUUGACAAGGGAGGUUAGGUACACACGGGCUAUAGAGGAGAGACAUCGGCUUAUUCAAUAUGGCGGACCCGACUCCAAACAAGAAUCGUCUCGCAGCUAUCAGUACCCCUCGAGCACUCGCGACCCCGAACCGGCGCGCCAUCAGCGCCGAGCCCUCCUCUCUCCGUCUAUCCGCUUCGGGCCGCCGAAACCCUACCACGCCCCACGCCCGCGCUGCUAUCCGGGCUAUAGAUCAGCGGAGGGCAGCUCUAUUCACGCCUGGACGAGUGGGACGACGGCGCAGCGUUGCGCGCGAGCGUGAGCGCGAAACGCCGCGGGAUCUUCUGCGGAACCUUAGUCGGGUGCUCGCACCCACGUCGACGGUAGUCUCCUCCUCUUCCUCUUCGUCACCCCAUCGCGGCAAUGAGUCGACGUUGCAGACUCUCCUCGAAGAGGGCGACGAUGACGACGACUUCCCUAUCGAGCGUCCCCGUUUCUCGUUGCCCUUGGACCGCGACGACGACGACGACAGCGAACUGAAGCCUCCCCGGUCUAGCAUACUGGAUGACGAGAACUACACCAUGCAGUCGAUCGAGCUCCCUCGCCGAGCGUGGGCGGAAGCGCCCUUGGGUCGCUUGGAUAGAAGUAGCUUGGGCAGCGCGAGGAUGAGCGACUUCGUCGGGCCGGAAAUAGGAGACGAUGCUGACGAAAAUAACGUUGGUAUCGACUCGGGUUUCUUCCCACCGCCCGCUCUAGACGACGACACUGGGGGAAUUGCCUUAGACGAAGAAGCCAUAUUCGAACGCAUGGACGAGGAGACAAGACGUCAGACUAUGGGAGGCCAAGAUGAUUUCGGUCCGAUCGAAAUUCCCGAUCUCGGGAAUGAGAGUACCUUUGUCAUGGCCCCGGUGGAAUCGCCUACUCGAGACCAAACAAUGGCUGAGGGUGCUGAAAGUAGCGAUAUACCUGGUUUUGACCCUUACGAUGACGAUGGGGACGACGGUGGUGAUGGUGAUGGCGAUGGCGACGGCCUGGGAGAUUUAACAGAAGCGCCCGGAUUGGACGAUGUUGAUGAUGUCGAUGAUGUCGACGAUACAGAGGCUUUACAGAACACAAUUAUCUCUCAAGUCGCUAACCAUCCAGCGCAGAGAAGCGCCGGAAGAAGGAAACCCGGCAAGAGAAUAUCUCGACACGGCAUUGAAUACCCUUCUUUACCUGUGGGUGUCGUAAAGCGACUAGCGACAACACUAGCCAAGACGGCAGGGGCUAGCAAGGCGAAGUUAAGCGCAGAUACAGUAGACGCCAUCAUGCAAGCAAUGGACUGGUAUUUCGAGCAGUUGGGAGACGAUUUAUCGGCGUACGCGAGGCACGCAGGUCGCAAGACUAUCGAUGAGAGUGAUAUGAUGAUGCUCAUGCGAAGACAACGGCAGACCAGCGCCUCUACCACACCCUUCUCCUUGGCGCAGCGGUAUCUGCCUAGAGAACUCUUACAGGAGAUGCGAAUGUCGGUCCCUGCACUAACGAAAGCCCCUCAGAAACGACAGGCCCGACAAGGGGAUGUCGAGGAAGAAGAGGAAGUUACUUGAGUUCCCUCCUAAGUCGUGAGUUAACCAAAAUGGGUGUAACCCAUAUCCGUUCGUAAGGAGGGUUUACGACCAUUCCCUAUUCAACCU